Molecule: messenger RNA, 2819 nt
Organism: Rattus rattus (black rat)
Lineage: Eukaryota; Metazoa; Chordata; Mammalia; Rodentia; Muridae
Gene: Kif2c
Product: kinesin family member 2C
Exons: 20
Coding region: 138-2306 (722 amino acids)
Biological process (GO): microtubule-based movement
Molecular function (GO): microtubule binding; ATP binding; microtubule motor activity
Source: RefSeq, a predicted model, not a curated record
CUGUUGACGUCGAAGGGACGCUGGCGCGCGGGAUUUAAACUGCAGCGGUUUAGGCGGCGUUAACACAGCUCAGUAUCUGCAGAGUCGUGGUUUCUAAACUUCUUGCAUUUGCGUUACCCGUUGCUGUUUCCGAGUCCAUGGAGUCGCUUCACGCACGAUUGUUUCCUGGUCUCUCCAUCAACAUUCAACGCAGCAAUGGGUUAAUUCACAGCGCCAAUAUAAGCACGGUGAACUUGGAGAAAUCCUGUGUUUCAGUGGAAUGGACCGAAGGAGGUACCACAAAGGGCAAAGAGAUUGACAUUGACGAUGUGGCUGCCAUAAACCCAGAGCUUGUACAGCUUCUUCCCUUACGACCAAAGGACAGUCUGCCAUUGCAGGAGAACGUAACCAUCCCGAAGCAAAAACGCAAGUCCGUCAACUCCAAAAUUCCAGCUCCAAAAGAAGGCCUUCGAAGUCGUUCCACUCGCAUAUCCACUGUCUCGGAAGUUCGAAUCCCUGCUCAGGAGAAUGAAAUGGAGGUGGAGCUGCCUGUGUCCACAAACUCUCGCAAGCCAUUUCCCAUUCCCACAGGCCACCCUAGGCCCUCCUGCUCCACAGUGACAGAAUUACCGUUGUUGAUGAUCAGCGAGGAGGCAGAAGAGCAAGCCCACUCCACCCGAAGCACCUCUUCUGCAAACCCUGGGAAUUCAGUUCGGAGGAAAUCAUGCAUUGUGAAGGAGAUGGAGAAAAUGAAGAACAAGCGAGAAGAGAAGAGGGCCCAGAACUCGGAGAUAAGAAUAAAGCGAGCUCAGGAAUAUGACAACAGCUUUCCAAACUGGGAAUUUGCCCGGAUGAUUAAGGAGUUUCGGGUUACUAUGGACUGUAACCCGCUCACUGUGUCAGACCCUAUUGAAGAACACAGGAUCUGUGUCUGUGUCAGGAAACGCCCACUGAAUAAGCAAGAACUGGCCAAGAAAGAAAUCGAUGUGAUUUCUGUUCCCAGCAAGUGUCUCCUCCUGGUGCAUGAACCCAAGCUGAAAGUGGACUUAACGAAGUACCUGGAGAACCAGGCUUUUUGCUUCGACUUUGCCUUUGAUGAAACUGCUUCCAAUGAGGUCGUCUACAGGUUCACAGCAAGGCCACUGGUACAGACGAUUUUUGAAGGGGGGAAAGCAACGUGCUUUGCCUAUGGACAGACAGGCAGUGGAAAGACACACACAAUGGGUGGAGACCUGUCUGGUAAAAGUCAGAACGCAUCUAAAGGGAUCUACGCAAUGGCUUCCCGGGAUGUCUUCCUUCUGAAGAAUCAGCCUCGCUACCGGAGCUUAAACCUGGAAGUUUAUGUGACGUUCUUCGAGAUCUACAAUGGGAAGGUAUUUGAUCUGCUCAACAAGAAGGCCAAGUUACGUGUGCUGGAGGACAGCAAGCAGCAGGUGCAGGUUGUGGGACUGCAGGAGUACCUGGUUACCUGUGCCGAUGAUGUCAUCAAGAUGAUCAACAUUGGCAGCGCCUGCAGGACUUCGGGACAAACAUUUGCCAACUCCAAUUCCUCCCGCUCCCACGCCUGCUUCCAGAUUCUUCUUCGAGCUAAAGGGAGAUUACACGGCAAAUUCUCUUUGGUGGAUCUGGCAGGGAAUGAACGAGGGGCCGACACGUCUAGUGCUGACCGACAGACUCGCAUGGAGGGUGCAGAAAUUAACAAGUCUCUCCUGGCUCUGAAGGAAUGCAUCCGGGCGCUGGGACAGAACAAGGCUCAUACCCCAUUCCGUGAGAGCAAGCUGACUCAGGUGCUGAGGGACUCCUUCAUUGGGGAGAACUCGAGGACAUGCAUGAUCGCCAUGAUCUCACCGGGGAUAAGCUCCUGUGAAUACACUUUAAACACACUGAGAUACGCAGACAGAGUCAAGGAGCUGAGCCCCCACAGCGGGCCCAGUGGAGAACAGGCAGUCCAGAUGGAGACAGAAGAAAUGGACGCCAGCUCUCAUGGGACCUCUCUGACAGGCAAUGAAGAGGAGGAGCUGUCCUCCCAGAUGUCCAGCUUUAAUGAAGCCAUGACUCAGAUCAGGGAGCUGGAAGAGAGGGCCAUGGAAGAGCUCAGAGAGAUCAUACAGCAAGGACCAAGCUGGCUUGAGCUCUCUGAGAUGACGGAUCAGCCAGACUAUGACUUGGAGACCUUCGUGAACAAGGCAGAAUCUGCCCUGACACAGCAGGCUAAGCAGGCUAAGCACUUCUCAGCCCUUCAAGAAGUCAUCAAGGCCCUACGCCUGGCCAUGCAACUGGAAGAACAGGCUAGCAAACAAAUAAACAGCAAGAAACGGCACCAAUGAUGACUUCAAAUAAAGAUCUGUUUGGUAUCACACUAGCCUCUUCCCCUCCCCAGAAAACUUUGGGCACCUCUGGCUUUGGUUAGGGCCUGAGUGGACAGGUUUUGGUAAAUGUCAAGUACAGGGCGUCAAGCCCUGGAAAGCUUGGGGAGAGGCCAUGUUCUUUUCCUCAGUUUGGAGCAGGAAGAAGGGACUUUAAUGACUGUGCUUCCUCUCCUCCGUCGGGAGUGCUGUUCGAUAGUUUCCUGGUACAGCAUCCCGCUGCUGGUAGAGAAGCUGCGAGGUGCAGGCUCUGGCAGAGAAGCAGUGCUUGUCCGGCUCCUGCUGCCUCUGGCUGCCAGCAUCAAUCACCUUUAGUCUGAGCGCUCUCGUGUUUUAUACUUUCAGAAAAAAGGUUUUGAGACCUCUUUGUUUUUGUUUUUGAAGCCUAAGAAAAUCUCUAGUUCUUGCUUUUUAUGUAUUUAUAUGUUGCACCUAACAAUAAAGAAAAAAAAACAUUUUAUGUGAUUACCAGAA